GGCCCGGGACCCGUGCGCGCGACCCCCGCCCCGCCCGAGCAGGCGCCCCCAUGGCCCGACCCCACUGACUUGCCCUCGGCCAUGCUCCCGAGGCCCCUGCGGCUGCUUCUGGACACGAGCCCCCCCGGGGGAGUAGUGCUGAGCAGCUUCCGGAGCCGAGACCCCGAAGAGGGUGGGGAUCCCGGUGGCCGGGCCGUGGGCGGGGGGCAGGAGGAAGAGGAGGAGGAAGAAGAAGAAGAGGCACCCGUGUCUGUCUGGGAUGAGGAGGAGGAUGGCGCCACCUUUACUGUCACAAGCCGCCAGUACCGGCCUCUCGAUCCCUUGGCUCCCACACCUCCCCCACGGUCCUCCCGACGGCUCCGCGCUGGCACGCUGGAGGCCCUGGUCAGAUACCUGCUGGAUGCCCGGACAUCAGGGGCUGACCUGACCUUCACUUCAGCGUUCCUGGCCACCCACCGGGCCUUCACCUCCACACCUGCCCUGCUUGGGCUUGUGACUGACAGGCUGGAAGCUCUGGAACGUCAACCUCCUGCCGAGCUAGAGAGGACAACAGGGGUAGCCAUCUCUGUGCUGUCAACCUGGCUGACCUCUCACCCUGAGGAUUUUGGCUCUGAGGUCAAGGGUCAGCUUGACCGGCUUGAGAGCUUCUUUCUUCGGACAGGGUAUGCAGCAAGGGUGGGUGUUGGGGAGGGCAGCGCUGACCUCAUCCGCAACCUCCGGGCCCGCCUAGACCCCCAGGCCCCCGACCUUCCUAAGCCCCUGGCCCUCCCCGGCGACCCCCCUGCUGACCCCACGGAUGUCCUGGUGUUCCUCGCUGACCACUUGGCCGAACAGCUGACCCUGCUAGAUGCGGAGCUGUUUCUCAAUCUGGUCCCCUCCCAGUGCUUGGGAGGCCUGUGGGGUCACAGAGACCGGCCAGGACAUUCCCACCUCUGCCCAUCUGUCCGAGCUACUGUCACACAGUUCAACAAGGUGGCCGGGGCAGUGGUCAGCUCUGUCUUGGGGGCCAUCCCAACUGGAGAAGGGCCUGGGGAAGUAACUAUCCGGCCACUCCGACCCCCACAGAGGGCCCGGCUCCUGGAGAAAUGGAUACGUGUGGCAGAGGAGUGUCGCCUGCUGCGGAACUUUUCUUCCGUCUAUGCUGUGGUGUCAGCCCUGCAGUCCAGCCCCAUCCACAGGCUCCGGGCCGCCUGGGCAGAAGCAGCCAGGGAUAGCCUUAGAGUCUUUGCCAGCCUAUGCCAGAUUUUCUCAGAGGAGGAUAACUAUUCCCAGAGCCGAGAGCUUCUCAUGCAGGAAGUGAAGGUGCAGCCCCCUGUGGAUCUGCACUCCAAAAAGGCCCCAAGAUCUGGCUUUCGGGGUGGGGGUGUGGUUCCGUACCUCGGAACCUUCCUGAAGGACCUGGUGAUGCUGGAUGCAGCUUCCAAAGACGAGCUGGAGAAUGGCUACAUCAACUUUGAUAAGCGGAGGAAGGAAUUUGCUGUCCUUUCUGAGUUGCUGCGGCUCCAGAGUGAAUGUCGUGGCUAUGACCUCCGACCAGACCCCGAUAUCCAGCAAUGGCUUCAGGGGCUCCGGCCGCUGACUGAGGCUCAGAGUCAUCGUGUGUCCUGUGAGGUGGAGCCACCUGGUUCAAGUGACUCUCCUGCCCCAAGGAUGCUUCGGCCAACACUGGUCAUCUCGCAGUGGACAGAGGUUUUGGGCUCUGUUGGGGGCCCCACCCCCCUUGUGUCCUGGGACAGGCCCAGUGGGGGGGACGAGGCAUCUGGAAGCCCUGCUCCUCUGCUGACCCAGCUGGCCCAGCACAUGAAGUGGCCAUCCGUCUCAUCUCUGGACUCCGCCCUGGAAGGCAGCCCCUCUCUGCACAGUCCUGUUGACUCCAGCCAUCUGUCUCCCCCAGCCUCCUCUCCUCGGUUUUCUCGAGGUCACCGCCGCUCAGCCUCCUGUGGCUCCCCACUGAGUGGGGCCACAGAUGGGACCUCCAGGGGGACUGGGAGCGGAGGUCCUGGGCCAGGGGCCUCAGACUGCCGAAUCAUCCGAGUCCAGAUGGAACUGGGGGAAGAUGGCAGUGUCUACAAGAGCAUCUUGGUGACAAGCCAGGACAAGGCUCCAAGUGUUAUCAGUCGUGUCCUUAAGAAAAACAAUCGUGAUUCUGCAGUGGCUUCUGAGUUUGAGCUGGUGCAGCUGCUACCAGGAGAGCGAGAGUUGACCAUCCCUCCCUCUGCUAAUGUUUUCUACGCCAUGGAUGGUGCAUCCCACGAUUUCCUCCUGCGACAGCGGAGGAGGUCCUCUGCUGCCACACCAGCUGCCGCCAGCGGCCCCUCUGCCUCAGGAACUCCCCCUAGUGAGGGAGGAGGGGGCUCCUUUCCCAGAAUCAAGGCCACCGGGAGAAAGAUUGCACGGGCAUUGUUCUGAGGAGGAAGCAUGUUGGCUUGCAGAAAUGAAGUUGUGUUGUUCACAUUCUGAACGUGGCUGGCCGUCAAUGGUGGCCAUUACAUUUCACUGCAACACGGCCAGCUACCCUGCGGCAGUGACUUGCCACUUGUUUACCAGAGCACUGAGGAAUCCAGCUGUGUGGGAGCCGACAAUCAGAUCAGCAGGUUAUCCCACCUGGCUGCCCGUGUAUUGCAUCUCACCUCUGGUGAACAUGGCACACAGCAAGUGCCAGAAAAACGUACCAGUUUCUGGUUCCUGCCACAUCCUAGCAUGUGAAGGGCCAAGGAAAGGCCUAGAGUAGGUGUCAGGGAAGGAAAGGCCUAGAGGCUCCGAGCCCCGGGCAGAGGGGACUGAGAAGUAGGUCCUGCUGGGGGUUUCUUUCCUCGCUGUGGGAGUGCCUGUCACUGUGACAACACUAAGACAAUAAACCAAAACACUACCUGGA
Messenger RNA from Jaculus jaculus (lesser Egyptian jerboa), 2875 nucleotides. It is a transcript of the gene Rgl2, whose product is annotated as ral guanine nucleotide dissociation stimulator like 2. Gene Ontology annotation, cellular component: plasma membrane. Gene Ontology annotation, molecular function: guanyl-nucleotide exchange factor activity. Gene Ontology annotation, biological process: Ras protein signal transduction; positive regulation of GTPase activity. Lineage: Eukaryota; Metazoa; Chordata; Mammalia; Rodentia; Dipodidae. The coding region runs from base 82 to 2409 and encodes 775 amino acids. The record is from RefSeq and is a predicted model, not a curated record. The transcript is spliced from 18 exons.